This is a messenger RNA of Manduca sexta (tobacco hornworm), 637 nucleotides long. RefSeq lists its product as uncharacterized. NCBI's taxonomy places the organism in Eukaryota, Metazoa, Arthropoda, Insecta, Lepidoptera, Sphingidae. The transcript has 13 exons. The coding region runs from base 284 to 637 and encodes 117 amino acids. The record is from RefSeq and is a predicted model, not a curated record.
CUAAUUAAUGCUCCAUGAUAUGAUUGGAUAUUUUUCAGCCCCGUAUGUCGAAUGAAUCAAGGGUGAUUUGCAAAAAUAAUAACUAAAAAGGACUACAUUCCAAAACCAAGCGUCGGCGUAAACGAUAUACAUAUUUAAAAUGUAUCCAGAAAACAAAGCUGAUUCAAAUGCUAAACUUUAAUAUAUUGCUGACGACUCAUAAAAAAAUAACAUUUUAGAAAGGAACUCGUAUGAAACUUCAUAUGGCAAUGCUCUUAUUUAUUGUUUUCAGUGUUCAGGAUCCAUGUCUUUUGCUUCGGCUAUUGGAUUCAAUACGACGGCAAUGACGUACGGCGAUUUGUCAACUGUUGAGUGCUUCGGACCAUUUUGUAAAGCAAUAUGCGAUGGUGUUAUGAACGUCUGCAUGGCAAAAGCAGCAGGCCGUGGUUGUGAAGCUUUGUGUCGUUCAGCAUCCUGUUUAACCCAUGCCGAUGGGACUUCAUCUUCUUCUAGUUGUCUAGGCCACAAGUGUUUUUCAAAUUGUACCGGAGAACUUUGCAGAUCAUCGUGUGAAGGGACCGGUUGCAGAGCAGAGUGUCACAAUAGGAAAUGCCAUUCACAUAUAUGGAUACCAGAGCAGAAAGCCAAAGAAAACUAA